AGCGAGAGCUUGACGGAACAUGGACGGAACGGAAUGAGACGAAACACGACGAGCGAGACUAGACGAGAUGAGAGAGCGAGGAGAUGAAGGGUGAGGCGAAUGGUGUAGCGUGUGGCCAGUCGGGACGAAGCGGGGAAGGUAGUGAGGCGAACGUUCGCGCGAGAUUGACUACUCAGAUUACUGACUACUACUAGAGUGGCGCAAUGAUAGCCGUUGGUGAUAUUACUCGCUGGUGUCGGUUGUGAAUUUUAACGGAGGCAUUAACCGAGAGUGAAGGGCGUGUUUGUGAAGAUGCAUCAGUGCCGGAGCCAUCGGACUCUUGGCACUCUCGGUCCGGCCUUGGUGACGCUGCCGAGAGUAACAAGCGCGAGAUCAGCGCGAAGGUACAAUCGGGCGGUUUAGCUAUCGAACGUCGAGAGAGAUAUAUAUAUAUAUAUAUAUAUAUAUCAUUCGAUGCGAAAACGAGAGGCUGCUUCGGGAAAUGAAACGGACCGAUUAUCUUUGAAAAUUUCAUGAACUCUCCGUAGCUUUCUGGCUCCUGUAGAUAAGCGCGCUAAGAGUGUGUGCGUGUGUGUGUGUGUGUGUGUGUGUGUGUGUAUAUGUGCGUGCGUGUAUGUGAGUGAUUUCUCGAGCACGGUGAAAUGUUUUCAUCGCCGGCGUCAGUGGUGGGCGAGCCGCCAGGCUACGACUUUCAGAAAGAGGAGAACGCUGCCAAGUGGAAGGGAGUGUUUGUCAACUCCCUGCGUAAGGUACUAGAGCAAGUACAUCCUAGUCUCGAAGCUCGACAAGAUGCGUUAGAUUAUGUGGAGAGUUUAAUUUUAAGAAUGCUAGGCAUGCUUUGUGGACAUCCACCUCCUCAAACUCCCCAAGAUGUAGAGGAAAGAGUAAGACGAACAUUUCCUACUCCCAUUGACAGAUGGGCGCUGCGUGAUGCAAGGGAUGCAUUAGAGAAAGGAAAAAAAAAGUCGCCGUUAGUGCUACCCGUCGACAAGAUUCAUCAGUUACUACAAAAAGAAGUAUUACAGCACAAAAUUGAUUCGCAAGUUAGUUUAUUUGUAGUUGGGGUUUUGGAAUAUAUUUCUGCUGAUAUUUUGAAGCUGGCUGGAAAUUAUGUGAAGAAUAUUCGCCAUGUAGAGAUUUCAUGCGAAGAUAUACGAGUUGCAAUGUAUGCAGAUAUGGUACUGAUGGAUAUGUUUUAUCAAGACGAUUGCUCGGAAGGUCCGCAAAGUAGUUUGAGUGCAGUUGUUUCCCAGACUUAUGAAGAAUCUGUGCGAGAUCUCAUUCAUGAUGAACGGCAUUACAUUCGUGACCUGCAUAUGAUUAUCAAGGUAUUUCGUGAAGAAAUUGCGAAGCUGACACAAGAUAAGAGUGAACUCGAAACACUCUUUAGUAAUAUUACAGAUAUUUAUGAGAUUACUGUGACAUUACUCGGCAGUUUAGAAGAUAUAAUGGAAAUUGCAGAGGAGAAACAAACACCUACAGUUGGUUCAUGCUUUGAAGAAUUAGCAGAAGCAGCAGAAUUCGACGUUUAUAUAAAAUAUGCGAGAGAUAUUAAUAGCCCAGCUAGUCGAGAAGUUUUAACGAAUUUGUUGUCAAGACCGGAAGCUAAUGCGGCUUUGCGGGCAGCAGGUCAUGGUUUUAGGGAAGCUGUUAAAUAUUAUUUGCCAAAACUUUUAUUGCAACCUAUAUGGCAUUGUUUUCUGUAUUUUGAUUAUAUAAAGGUUUUACAUAAGCGCACACCUAGCAUAGAGGAUGGCGAAACUUUGGAACAAGUACAAGGUUUGUUAAGACCUUUACAAAUGGAAUUAAUGCAAUCUGUGGCGAGUCUUCCAAAGAAGGAUACAGGCUUGCCAAUGCAGAGCAGGGCGAGAAGACAAGCGGCAUUAGAAAAGAUUAGCGAAUUACAAAAGACUGUAGAUGGAUGGGAUCAAAGAGAUAUCGGGCAGUGUUGCAAUGAGUUUAUUAGAGAGGAUACAUUAGGAAAAGUGGCUAGUAAUGGACGAAGAUUAACCGAGAGAAAAGCCUUAUUAUUCGAUGGUUUGCUAGUAUUGUGUAAACCAAGCAGUAGUAAAAGAGUUAGUGUUACCGUUGCAGCGGGUAUUGUUGCUGUUGGAGGCGGACAUCCAACACACCAAGGUGAACUCCGAUUAAAAGAAAGAUUUUUCAUUAGGAAAGUCGAUAUUAUUGAUAGAGAAGAUACCGAAGAGUUGAAAAAUGCUUUUGAGAUUGCACCAAGAGACCAUCCUAAUGUUAUUCUUGUUGCCAAAUCUGUCGAGGACAAGAAUAAUUGGAUGGCAGAUUUAGUGAUGUUGAAUACAAAAAGUAUGUUAGAAAGGACUUUGGAUAGCAUUCUUUUGGAUGAAGAAAGGAAGCAUCCAUUAAGAUUACCUCCAGCUCACUUGUAUAAAUUUGCUGAACAAGAUAGCAAGGAGAACAUUGUUCUAGAGGCUAGAGAAAAUGGCGGUGUUCCAUUGAUUAAAGGUGCAACUUUGAUAAAAUUAGUAGAGAGAUUGACUUAUCAUAUAUAUGCUGAUCCAGCUUUUGUAAGAACAUUUCUUACUACUUACAGAAGUUUUUGCUCACCUCAAGAAUUAUUGACAUUGUUGAUAGAAAGAUUUGAUAUACCGGAUCCUUCGCUAGUUUAUGGUGAAGAAGAGAAACCUUCUGUAUGUAAAACAACGGCGAGAGAAGAUUGGAAAAGAUAUAGAAAAGAAUUCUGUCAACCGGUGCAAUUUAGAGUUUUGAACGUUUUAAGACAUUGGGUGGAUCAUCAUUUUUACGAUUUUGAACGUGAUAAGAAUCUUUUGGAAAGAUUGCAAUCGUUUUUAGAUACAGUUAGUGGCAAGUCUAUGCGGAAAUGGGUUGAUUCAGUACUAAAAAUUGUACAAAGAAAAUGCGAACCUUCGGAACAACGACCUAUCACAUUUAGUUUUGAGCGAUCUCCUCCACCGAUUGAAACGCAUCUUAAAAUUCCAGAAAAUAAUGAAGAAUAUGGGAUACUUACGAUACAUCCUAUCGAAUUAGCGAGACAAUUAACACUAUUAGAAUUUGAACUGUACAGAGUAGUAAAACCCUCUGAGUUAGUUGGAUCUGUAUGGACAAAGAAAGAUAAAGAAAAGACGUCACCGAAUUUAAUGAAAAUGAUUAAACAUACAACAAAUUUUACAAGAUGGCUGGAGAAAAUAAUAGUGGAAGCUGAAAAUUUUGAAGAGAGAGUAGCCAUCGUAUCACGCGCAAUUGAAAUAAUGAUGGUGCUACAGGAUCUCAAUAAUUUUAAUGGUGUUUUGGCAAUUGUCAGCGCUAUGGGAUCGGCUUCAGUUUUUAGACUAAAAUUUACGUUUCAACCAUUACCAGCACGAUUAGAAAAGGCUUUAGAAGAAGCGCGAGAACUUAAUAAUGAUCACUUCCGGAAAUAUCAAGAAAAAUUACGAUCUAUCAAUCCACCUUGUGUACCAUUCUUAGGUAUGUACUUGACUAAUAUUCUACAUAUUGAAGAAGGAAACCCAGACUACUUACCGGGAAGUCCGGAGCUUAUUAAUUUUAGUAAACGGCGAAAAGUGGCGGAAAUAACUGGUGAAAUACAACAGUACCAAAAUCAACCCUAUUGUCUUUCAGUGGAAUCUAAAAUAAGACAAUAUAUUGAAAAUAUGUGUCCCUUUGAUCCUAAUAUGUCAGAUGCAAAUAUAGGCACUUAUCUGUAUAAUAAAAGUUUAGAGAUAGAACCAAGGAAAUGUAAAGCACCUACACGAUUCCCACGUAAAUGGCCCGAGAUAAACUUGAAAUCGCCGGGAAUUAAGGCUAGUAGAAGUUUGAGAUUGCCAGCCCCGUUACAAACAGUAACAUCUAGCGUUAGAUCGCAUGAUCCUCCGCCGGAAACACUUCCACCUCCCGAAUUACCGGAAACACCGCCACACGCAUCACAAGUCACAGUUCCGCACACAGGGGACCUCAGCAUUUUUGCACCUGUCUUAUUAGCACCAUCUGUACCUCCAGGAUCACCUAGUACGCCUAGUAUGUCGGUGCUAUCGAUCGCUUCGUCGAGUAGUAGCCCUCAACAGGGAUCUCCCGGACAAUUUCCUACUACGCAACAUCAAAUUACUCACUUUGCUUUUAAUUCCGGCACUAUAAAUAUGGUGAGUGCUUUAACGAGUUUAUCGUCAAGUGGAAGUCCUAGUGGAAUAUCAACGUCGCCGUCUCCUGGAAACAUAUUUCCUAAUCAACUUCCACCACCUCUACCGCCAAGAACCAGCAGAAGACGAGAAAGCUCUCUUAGCGAAUCAUCGCAACAAGCAAGACAAGCGCCAAACGCACCAAUUCUUCCACCGAGAGAUGAUAUAUCCCCACCGCCAUUACCACCGCGAAUACCGCCCGCAUCGCUACCGCCGCGACUUCCACCGACGCUAAACGCUAGCAAUUCGGCGUUAUUGGCACGUCGAAAUUCCACAUUAGAGAGCACAUGCUCUACCAUUGUUCAUCCACGGAGACAUAUGUCUUUCAAUGGUCCUAGCCCCACAAAACUUACACCGACGCAGCCUAACGGAUCAGUAACACCGAGGUUACCACCAAAACCGAGUUUACCAGAACGUCCACCAUCUACCAUGUUUAAUUUCAACGCCCCUCCCGGACCUAGUUAAGUGAUACUUUGUCUCUUUCUUCCUACAAUUUUCUUUUUUUAUCUUGUCGGAAAAGAAUAUUUUUAAUCGAGGCUUAAUCCACUCAGUAAGUUAAAUAAAACUAAAAUCUCUCUUUUUUGUCGUAUAAGUUGAAAAAGAGAAGCUCUACUAAUACAGAUUGAUAGGCUAGAUAGAAUAUUUAUCUUUGACUAUAGAAGUAUGUAUUAUCGGUACUUUUUCCAUUCACAAUAUUAUUGUGAAAUAUAUCAUCUUUUAUAUUUCUCGAUAUUUUAGGCUUCAUCAACUAAAAACUAGCAAAUUUAAAUAUUUUAAAUUAUGCUUCGUUAUAAAAUAAAUUUAUAAAAUAAAUUUAUUUUGUGUAUACACGAUAAAAUUGUGUAAAUAAUAUUUUUCAAUUUUGUUCAUUUUCAUUAGUGUGGAAAAAGAUUUAUCAAUCUUUUAAGAGAUAGAAUAAGACUCAGAGAUUCACCGUCCACAGAGAUAGCUGUUUUCACAUCAGAAUUUUAUGUUUGAAUAUGUUGAAAAUAUCCGAAAACUGAUAUCAUUUUAAUUCUUGCAUUUCUCAUUUGAUCAAUAGUGGCAUGACAUCUUUGCUACAACCAGUGUGCAAAUUCAUAUUUUAUGAAUAACAGAAAUUUACUUUUAUUCCCUUAAUUAUAUCUUAUAUAAGUAUUUCUAUUUAUCUAGCUAUUGGUUAUGUAAGAUAAUUCUGCUAAAAACAAUUAUGCUGUGGCUAAUUUGAUUGAGCACGACUGAUUGUGUCUGUAGCUUAUAAAUGUUAUUUACAAGAUUGAAAUGUGACUACAAUUCCAAAAAAUCCUAAAUUAGAUAGGCAAGAUUCUCCUAUUUUAAAUCAUUUAUCUGCAUUCCUAUUUUAUAAUUUUCUCAUGAUAAUGUUGCUAUCAUAUAUAAUGACAUUGUUGUAUAAAAGUUAUGAUAUAUAGAUAUAGAUGUAAAAUGGUAGUUUUAUUUUACAUGGUAUUAGAUGUAUAUGACACAAAACGAUAUUAUUCGCGAGAAAUAAAAAUAUAACAUAUGGAUAUAAUAACAUAAUAAUAAUUACACGAAAACAAAGCACGACGAUAGUACAAAGAACAGAUAAUGAAUCUAAAUGAAAAUAAUUUAUUUCUCAACAAUUUUUUAUUUUUUGCUAUGUUCUUUUAUUUAUAUCACAUCAAAUUUUAUUUUUAUUUCCAAAAAAAUAUUGAAUUUAGAGGACAAUAUUGCCUAUCUAUUAUGCAGGACUAUUCACUUUAGAUUCAUAAACAACAUAUUUCCAGCCAUAUUUUAUUAUUAUGAUAUUAAUUAUAAUGAGAAUAUUCAGUCAAUUAAUACUUCUAUAGUUAAAGAUAUUCAUGAAUUUAUAGCAGUACUUCUUAAUAAAUAUAGUAGAACUCCGAUAACUUUGGGAAUAUAGAGUUUAGAACAUGUAUUAUAAGGACUAUGCUAAUUUGAGCAGUGUAGCAGAAGAAUCCUCAAUAUUUAUCUAUAUAUUAUUGAACUGUACAUAUAUGAUUAUGUAACAUACCGAAGCAAGUUUUCAAAUAAUGCGGGAAAACUCGGAUUCGAUUCUCGAUUCAGCUAUUCACAUCUCACAUAUUUUUCUAAUCUGCAAAUAUUGUUUUUUAGUGAUUAUUUGUUGGAUAGAAAAAUAUGCUCUAGACUAAAUAUGCAAAUGCUCUGCACAGAUCUCUGCCAGCUAAAUUAUUGUUACAAUUGUGUCUGGACUUGUGCCAUUCUCCAUUACAAAUACUCCUGUUCAUUACUUCUAACCAAAUAGCUUUAUAGUUCCAAGAUAUCUGUGUUUGUUGCAAUCAUUCCUGAUUGACCAACGCUGGUUUUUUUUCCAAAAUGAAUUUGAGUUUAUAAAAUGUGGAAGGAAAGUAAAUAUUUUGCAUCACUAUUCUUUUUGCUGAUGAUUAAAGUUUGUUAUAUAGAAGUCUUAUUCUCGUGUGUUAUCUGCUAUUUGAAGAUCUAUUUUUAUCUAUUUGAAAUUGUUUAUGCAUUUGCAUAAGAUGUUCAUAUAAGAUUAUAUAUGUUUAUGAUUUAAAGAAAUAAGUGUAACAUUAUGCACAACAUAAUGCGGUCAACAUAAUGGUUAUAAUAUUAUUGGCUAACUAAUCAGAAAUCACUUGUAAAGUUCCUACAAGAAAUUUUCAGAUUGAUGCAAUCAUAUUUGAAAUCACUUCGAUUAAUUACAGUACUUUGAACUAUCACAUAUUCAUAGAAAUGUUACACCUAUCUUAUUAUAUCAUAUAUGUAUCGUCAUAUAGGUCACUAUUAUGAUAUGGAGAUUAUACAUUAGAAAACACGAUAUCAGUGUCAACAUAUCUGGAGGAGAAUCAAAGUUAUCGGAGUUAAACUAAAAUUCUACUACUAAAUUGUCAAAUGUAAAUAUAUCAAAAAUAUAUCAAUCCUUUGUGCUUCAAGUGGCGAUCUAGUUAGUAUAAUUGGCGAUAAAAAAAAUUAAUAGAAAUUAAUUAAUUAAUAAUAAAAAUUACUUUUAAUAAAUAAAUUAAUUAAAAAUAAAAAUAACUUAUAUUCCAAUAAAAUUACAUAACGAAAGACACGCAAUUGUUAACAAAUAAAUUGUUUUUAUUUAAAUUAUCUGUUUUUUAUACAUUUGUCGUAAUUUAUUUUUAUUCAGUUAUAAUUAUGUUACAAUUUUGCAACUACCAUGCUAUCUACUUCUGACUUUUAAUUGCCCGUGAAAUUUCAAAGUUAUGAUUUUUACUUUAGAGCCCUAUCAAUUUUUCUUUACUUAUAAUUAUACUAUUACAAUAUGUGCUGUGUUUUUAUUAAUCGCAAAUAAUACCAUUUAAUCAUGUAUAUAAAUAUAUAUAGGUGUUCCACCAAAAGUGAUCACCCCUUUUUAUCUUUUAAACUAAAACAGAUAGACUGUAACAAAUAUAUAUCAAAUUAAAUGGUUCAAAUUGAACUUUAUUGUGAACAUAAUGGUUACUUUCAAAAGUUAUUUGUAUUAACGAAGAGAUAUGCAUAAUUUUAUUAUAAUAAUGUGAAUUUUUUGACAUAAAAAAAAAAUUGUAGCGCUGUUUGAAACGAAUACAAUGAUAUAUGAUAUAAUGUAAAUAUUUUGCAUAUUAUACGAGUUUUAUCAACUUGAUUUUAAUUAUUGCGGGCGAUGUCUACCUUUUCAUUUUCGGUCCUGUGAUAUGGCCAACUUCUGUAUAUAUUGAGUAUCAUGAUCAAAUGACAUAUGUCAACAUGACAUAUGUCAACUUCUAAUACAUGAAUCAGAAAUUGGUCAUAACGCAGGGCAGAAAGUGAAAAAGUAGAUGUCGCGGUAUUUCAAGUCGUAAAACUUGUAUAAUAUGCAAAAUAUUUAUAUUACAUAAUAUAUCAGUUAAUUGUUUACAUUAACUUACAUUUCACGAAUCAUUUUUAUUUUUACAUACAGAAUAGGUCAUUUUAAUGCAUCCACUGAAAUAUCUUAAAAUCUAAGUUUAAAACAAUAAUAUAAGUUUAAAACAAAAAUGUUUUAGACAAAAGUUGUAUAUUCGAGGGGGCUAUAAGAUGAUAUCAUUGGUUUGACCUUGAAGAGUUAUUUGAAGGUCAUUCACAUUUAAUUUUUUAAAUGAAAUACUAUAUUUUUUUACUGCAUAUUCUUGUAGCCCAUCUUGAUAGCUUUCCAAAACACUAUGAUAAAGUAUUUUUUUUUUUAGUAUUUUCCGAGGUAUAAGACUUCAAAGUUGCAAUAUUUUUACAUAAAAUACAAAAUAUCUUAUAUGUUGUCAUGUUAUGAGAUCAAGGUGAUCCUUAGAGAUCAUUUCAAAGUCAAAUCAACUUUUUACCUACAUGUCUGUAGUUAUGCAUGUUUCAAAAAAUUCGGAUCAUUUACUUUUAUCCAGGAACAACGACAUGGACGUAGUAGAAUUCUGUUCCCUUUAGGGUGCUUGACAUGAGUCCCCUUGCUUAUCACGAGUUGUCAUUCUUACAACAAAAACGUUUCCAUUUUCUUGAAUGCAUAAUUGUAUCCUUCGAUGAAAAUGAUCGACAGUUUUCAAUGAUACAGCGCGUGGUUUCUGCAAGCAGUUGUAAUUCUUUCCAUCAUGUCUUCUUUAGUGGUUGGUGCUCGUUCGUAUGCAACGUUUUUCAAAUUACCCCAUAAAUAAAAGUCAGGAGAUCGUGCCGGCCAUGCAACAGGUCCUCCUCGUCCAAUCCACUUGCCAUUGAAGCGCCUAUUUAGGUAAGCUUUGACAUGUCUGGAAUAGUGAUGCAGUUCCAUCUAAUUGAAUCCACAUUCUUAGUUUUGCAUACAAAUCAACUUCAUCGAGUAAUACUGAAAAGUCAUCCCUUAGGAAAGCUAAGAAGUUCUCUUCGUUUACAUUUUCAUCAAAAAAAUAUGGACCAUUGAUGAUACCAUACCACAUAUAUGCUCCAACGAUGUUGGUUGUCUAUUUAUCUAUGCCAAUGAGAAUUAGUAUCUAACCAAUAAUGACAAUUGUGUCUGUUAAGCUGUCUAUUAUUCUUAAAUGCAGUUUCAUCCGAAAACAUAACAUAACGAAAGAAAGCUGGAUCAUUUUUAAUCAUUUGUUGUGCUCAUUGGCAAAACUGCAUACGCAUCAUAUCAUUUGGUGUGAUGGCUUGCGUUACUGUGAUACGAUAGGUGUGAUACUCAGUUUUUCAAGAUUCUUAGGACAGUACGCCUAGGUAUAUUUGUUACCCUUUCAAUCUGAUAGCUAAUGUGAGGAUUCAUGUGAACCGUUGCCAAAACGACUAGCACACGUACAUCAUUCUCGUCAUAGUUAUGGUUUCGUCUUACACGUACUAAAUGACCUUGUUGAGCUCUUAAAUAAAUUUUUCGAAUAGCAACAUAAUUCGGAUGUCAUCUCUCUGGAUAUUGAGCUCGAUAAAGAGCAGUAUCUUGACGAUAAUUUCUAUAACAUUCGCCAAAAAAAAGCAGUAUAUCAACUCUUUUUAUCGAUAGUCAGCUAUUUGAUUUGAGAAAAAAUUUUGAAUUAAUUAACAAAUCGAUGAAAAACUACAACAAACCGAAGAAAUUGUUCUACGUAUAAAAAUUUAAUAUUGAAUCAGCUACCAAGGGAAAUUUUCACAAUUUAGAAUCGAUCAACAACUUGGAUAGAAGUACCGUGAUUUUCUUUUUUAAACAUGCAUAACUACAGACAUGUGAGUGAAAAGUUGAUUUGACCUUGGAAUGAUCUCUAAGAGUCAACUUGACCUCAUAAUAUGACAACAUAUAAGAUAUUUUGUAUUUUAUGUAAAAAUAUUGCAAAUUUGAAGUUUUAUAACUCGGAAAGUAUUUAAAAAAAAAAAAAAAAAAAACACUUUAUAGUAUUUUGAAAAGCUCUCAAGAUGGGCUACAAGAAUAUGCAAUAAAAGAUAUAAUAUUCCAUUUAAAAAAUUAAAUGUGACCUUCAAAUGAUUUUUCAAAGUCAAACUAAUGGUAUCUUAUGAUCCUCUCGAAACCAUACAACUUUUGUCUAAAAAAUUUUUGUCAAACUUAUAAAUUUUAAGAUAUUUCAGUGAAUAUAUUAAAAUGGCCUACCCUGUAUAUUAUAGAAGGCACAUUCUUAAUAGAGUUUUAUAUUAUAAUAUAGGACUUUAAUUCUUAAGUAACAUACACUUUCAAUUUUGUGACGCUCUCUUCUGAUUUCAGAGAUAUGCGAUUUUGAAGUAUCAAUUUUUGUAUUUAUUUCUAUGAUCUUUUUCACUAUAUUUUACUUACAUGUUUUUUUGUUUACAUUUACGUCACUGUCAGUAUAUUUUUGCUAAAAAUUUCUUAUUGUUUACAUUUAGAGUUGUUUUUAUGUUUACGCUUCAGAAUCGUCUACUUUACUCACAAUUGCUACUCCACGCAAAGCGAGAUUCAAUGCAAACCUAUGUGUCUAGUUUUUUGAUAAUGGAACUCCCCGCAGAAGGGGCGGAACAUACUGCCUCCACGCAUAUACUUUUUAAUGCGAAGUAAGGUUCCACAUUGCUUUACAAUUUUCCACUUUAUAUUUACGCAUUAAAAAGUAUAGUAUGCGUGGAGACAAUAUGUUCAGCCCACUUCCUGCGGAAGGACACCAUUAUCAAAUAAUUAGACACAUAGAUUUGCGUUGAACCUUGCUUCGCGUGGAAAGUAGAAAAAUCCAAGGAGCUUCGUCUCUGAAAAUGUAAACAAACUCUUUUUCCAUGUCUGCUUUACACAAAUACGACAUAAACAAAUUUUAUUUUUCCUUAUUUUAUAACAGAUAAAGCAUUAAAACUGUGAAACUUUAAAAUUGCAUAUCUCUGGAACUAGAGGAAAGCGCCAAAAAAUUCAAAGUGCGUGUUACUUAGGAAUGUGCUCUCUAUUUUAUAUAUAUAUAUAUAUAUAUAUAUAUAUAUAUAUAUAUAUAUAAAUGAAAACGAUUUGUAAGAUGUAAAUUAAUGUAAACAUUUAUCAUAUAUCAUUAUAUUUGUUUCAAACAACUACAAACGCUACAACUUUUUUUAUGUUUAAGAAUUCACAUUAUUAUAAAAAAAAUUAUGCAUAUCUCUUCAUUCGUUAACACGGAUAAUUUUUCGAAGCAACCUAUGUUAACAAUAAAGUUUAGUUUGAACCACUUAAUUUGAUAUAUAUUUGUUAUGGUUUAUCUCUUUUAGCUUAAAAGAUAAAAGGGGAUGACCACUUUUGGUGGAAUACUCUGUGUGUGUGCGUGUGUAUAUAUAUAUAUAUAUAUAUAUAUAUAUAUAUAUAUAUAUAUAUACAGGGUGUCCCAGAGUACCUGUAACAAUGCUCGUGAGCGGGUAGAGCACAGUGAAUUGAACAGAAAAAUCCUUUACCAUUUUUCAAUCUGAGCUUUCUUUUCGUUGUUAUACGAUGUUAAAGUAGGCUAAUCAGCGCCUGUUUACAACGAAAAACAAAGGAGGGACGUCCGGAGUUGGAGUAACGAGACGGCUUUUUGCUGUAUAGACAGGAGCUGAUUAGCUAUGUUUAAUAUCGUAUAACAACGAAAAGAAAGCUCAAAUCAAAAAAUGAUAAGGGAAUUUUCUGUUUAGUUUACUGUGCUCUACUCACUCACGAACGUUGUCACAGGUGCUCUGGAACAUCCUGUAUAUAUAUAUAAAAUACCAUAUAAUAUAAAAUUAUUAUUUUUUUUAAGUAUUAAUAUCUCUUAUUUUUUGGUAUACAUACUAUAAAAACCUUUUGGUAUAUAUACUAUAAUAAAUCCGGUAAAAUAUAAUUUUAAUUAAAAUAUAUUUUAAUUUUAGUGUACUUUCUACUCUACAAAUUUUCAAAAUUGUGUACGAGAAAAACGAUUGAUACAGCGGUACAAAUACAUCAGUUUAAAAUAAUAGAAAUAUAUAAUAUAUUUUUUAUAUAUAUGUAUAUAUACAGGGUAUCCGAAGUCGGUCACACUACCCGUGUGCAGGUAGAGCAAAUAAAACUGAGAAGAAAAGUCUUGUAUCAUUUUUUUCUAUAACGCAUAAUAAAGGAGUUAUUAUUAAGUGAAUUCUGAUCAAUCAGAGCCGAUCUUUGCGCCGGGUGCAUGUCGAUGAACCACGCGCUUGGUAAUGGUGCGCCGCCGUAGCGGCGGAGCGCUCUCGCAUACUCUUAGGCGCGUGGCUCACCGAUAUGCGCCCGGCUAAAGAUCAGCGAUGAUAGGCCAGAUUUCACUCAAUAAUAAUUUUUUUAUUAAGCGUUAUAGAAAAAAAUGGUACUGGACUUUUUUUCUCAGUUUUAUCUGUUGAUUAUCGGGUGACGACCAAUUCCGGACACAUUGUAUAUAUAUUUUCUCCUUUUUGAUUAGAUGCAGAUAAGAAUAUUUAGAAUAUGUAUAUAUAUAUAUAUAUAAAAUUAAUAAUUACAUAUAAUUAAAAUAAUUUGCACAAUAGUAUGCGGAAUAAACAUUGCGCGAAAAUGUAUGAAGUGCAAAGGAUUAAACGAUUUGAUAUAUUUUGAGAAUUUGUUUAUUCUCAAGUUUAUUAUUUGUUAUAGCUAACGGUUUAUGUUUACUGUGUAUUUCAUAAUCUUACUGAAUGGACUUAGCUCAAAUUUCGAUUACUUGAAUGGCUUCUUUCCUUUCUUUAAAUCUUUUUUCCCUCAAACACAACUGUGAUAUAGUUUGAACAUAAAAAAAAAUAUUUUAAUGUAAUUGUAGACGUUUAAAUAUUAAAGUAACUGACGUAAGAAAGUGAUGUGUAUCGAAAUAAAUAUACAAAUAAUUAUACAUAAAUGGAAUCAAUAUCAAGAAAGGAGUGUGUACACACACACACACAUACACACACACACACACACACGCACGCACGCACACACGCGCACGCAUAAACCCCCACAUACACACACACACACGCAUAUAUAUAAAUAUAUAUACUUGUAUAUUAUAAAUAUAUUCUACAUAAUAGCGAUUGUAAUAAUUUCUAGGAAAAAAAUAUGGCAUUAUAAUAAAAUAAAAAAAUAUAUUGUGUUAGA
Messenger RNA from Cataglyphis hispanica, 13053 nucleotides. RefSeq names its product protein son of sevenless (gene Sos). Bases 642 to 4634 code for a protein of 1330 amino acids. The record is from RefSeq and is a predicted model, not a curated record. Gene Ontology annotation, cellular component: plasma membrane; nucleosome. Gene Ontology annotation, molecular function: protein heterodimerization activity; DNA binding; structural constituent of chromatin. The transcript has 20 exons. Lineage: Eukaryota; Metazoa; Arthropoda; Insecta; Hymenoptera; Formicidae. Gene Ontology annotation, biological process: positive regulation of GTPase activity; Ras protein signal transduction.